Molecule: messenger RNA, 1221 nt
Organism: Talaromyces amestolkiae
Lineage: Eukaryota; Fungi; Ascomycota; Eurotiomycetes; Eurotiales; Trichocomaceae
Exons: 1
Coding region: 1-1221 (406 amino acids)
Molecular function (GO): heme binding; oxidoreductase activity, acting on paired donors, with incorporation or reduction of molecular oxygen; iron ion binding
Source: RefSeq, a predicted model, not a curated record
AUGACCACUCUGCACAUGGGCUCUCAAUUGUGGGUCGUUCUAAACAGCCAGCGAGCCAUCUCAGAUAUCCAGGUCAAGCGCUCCAAAGCGACAGGGGAGAGACCAGACAUGCCAAUAGCAUCUGGUCUUGUGAGCAAGGGAAAACGAGCAGUACUUCGGAAGAGUACGUCUGCUUGGAAUGAAGGUAGACGGCUGAUGCACCACCUUCUCAGCGGAACGGCAUUGCGGAAAUACGCCGAGUUGGAAGAACAAGAAAGCUGUCAAAUGCUUCUUGACUAUCUCCGUCAACCGGAGAAAUGGUACUCGCACCAUUUUCGAUUCUCGACAGCCAUUAUGCAUCGAAUAGUCAUGGGGGACCGAUUGAACAAAACUCAAACGCAACUAGACGAGUAUCAACGAAUCACUAAUGAGUUUCUUUUCAGCCUGUUUCGGAGCCCGAUAGAUUUCUUUCCGAAACUGGGUAGUACAAUUUUUAUACCUCGCGCUCUGCAGUGGUGGCGCAAAUCUUGGAAAGAAAUGGGAGAUUCACACACCAAGGUUUUUGAAGCUUGGUGGAAACCGGUCCAGAAGGCUGUUGUGGAUGGAACUGCCCAUGCAUCAUUUGUCCGAGAUGUACUUCUGGGGCCCAACACGGGCUAUAAAGGGACCGAUGAAGAUGCUAUGUAUCUAGCAACAUCGGUUAUGGCUGCCGGCGGAGACAACACGAGAAUGACCUUGAAUGUGUUCAUCAUGGCAGCUAUUUCCCAGCCAGAAAUUGUCCACCGAGCACGUAAUGAGCUGGAUUCUAUAUGUAGUGGCGUUAGCAUGAGAUUACCCGUGGUAGCCGAUAUGGAAUCCAUGCCAUAUAUGGCUGCUUUGGUCAAAGAAACGUUGCGCUGGAGACCAACUGUGCCGCUGGUGCCACCCCACGAGCUGACAGAUAAGCAGCUUGAAUACGAUGGUUAUGUGUUCCCAAAGGGAACCAACUUCCUCAUCAACACGGUUGCGGUUUCGCAGGAGUGCAUAGACCCAGAGCGCUUCAUGCCCGAGCGAUGGAUGGAUGAAUCGCGAAACGAGAUGAACAUCCUACACGACUUUUGGGGGUUUGGUGCUGGUCGACGGAUCUGUGUGGGCUACAAAAUAGCCCAGCAGAUUCUUUUUUUGGCCAUAUCUCAAUUGAUAUUUUGCUUUGACUUUGUACCGGUGAGUGUUGUUUUCUCCCCAUUUUUCCAUACUCACUAA